AGAACAAAACGCUUAAAAGCCAAAAGCAAAACAAAAACCAGAGAGAUACGAGAGACGACAUAUGGGAGAGUAGAUCCUUUGGCCCGUUAUCGUCGGGCUCUAUUCAUUCCUUCAAAGCUUUUCGAUAUCUCUCAUAAAUUGAUAAUGGGUGUAUAAAUCUGUCUCCUUAAUAAUCCCGCAAUCUGGUUGAAAACUCUUGGUGUUUGAAGGAUUGAUUCAAUGUCGUCGUCUACGGUGGAAGAUCUUGCAAUGGAUUCUCAGGUUAAUAAUGUUACUGAUAGCAGCAAUGUAACUAAACCGAAACAACCCGCUUGGAAUAAGCAGCCUAUUUCUACUGUUGCUGCUGCUGAUACUUCUGACUUUGGUUCUGUAAUGGGGGAUUUCUCAUGGCCUGCUCUUUCUAAAUCAGCCAAGGCUUCACCAAAAUCAUCUUCUGAUUCUUUAAAAUGUCUUUCUGAUGGAUCAGUCUCAGCCCCACAGGGUUCUGGGGUUAUAUCUUCGCCAAAAUUACAAACAAAUAAUAAUGCGAACUCGAAUUCUAGUCAGAACCAUUCAUUCUCGAAGCGUGAGAAGUCUGCGAAGCGUGGUGAGACAGCACAGAAUAAUAUUGGCAAUCCAGGACAACAAUCUGGGUCACAGGAUUCACGUAAAGGCCCUCAUCACAAGAACACAAAUGUUGAUGGUGGAUUAAGGGGAAGAGUUGGGUCACAACCCCGCCCUGUGAAUAGUAAUCAUUCUCAAACUCAACAAACUAAUUGGUCUAGAAGGAGUAAUUAUGGGGGUAGACAACGUGACAAUCAGGAGCCAUGGAGUUCUCACCAUCGAAAUCAGCCAAGAGUUGUUCCGAGGAACUUCGUUGGACCUCCAAUAAUUAGUAGUCCCAACCCUUUAAGCAAUACACCUGCUGCAGUUAGGCCACUUACACCACCAAUGCCACUCCCUGUGUAUCAUGUUCCAGCUUCAAUGCCUCCAGAACCCAUGAGAGUUAUGCCAUUUCCACCACCCAUUAUGCCGAUGUUUGUUGUACCAUAUCCUCCCCUCAUGGAAUUGCGUGCUCAAGUAAUAAAACAGAUAGAUUAUUACUUCAGUCCUGAGAAUUUGGUAAAGGAUAGUUUUUUGCGCAGUCGCAUGGAUACAGAUGGGGGUUGGGUACCGAUUUCCUUGAUAGCGGGGUUUAGAAAGGUCAAGGAGUUGACGGAGAACAUACCAUUUAUAUUGGACACAUUAUAUUUUUCAUCUGUUGUCGAGGUCAAGGGUGACAAAGUAAGGAAGAAGAACGAUUGGAUGAAGUGGCUGUUGAUACCAUCGCAAGGUGCAGCUGGUGGUGACCAACUAGCUAGUCGGAUGGAAAAUCUAGGACUAGAAGACGGCAAUACUAGUGAUGCCAUCGCAAGAAGUCUCACUGCAACUUCGGCAUAGUCCCAUCGUUGCACAUUUUGAGUUACUAAAAGGGGACUUUAGCUCCUAAAUGUGGAAUAUCCACAAAAGAGUUUUGACCAUGUCAGUGGCGGGAUUUCCUUGAUAGGAAACAGUAAAGGAAUAGCUUAUAGACAGAAAAAGGAAAACAUUUUUUUCUUUAUUAUUUAUUUUAUUUUUGUCGUGGUUAGUUUACCUGGUAACCAUGCAUGGGAUGUACAAAUUUGGUUUGACAGUGAAUGGUUUAUCUUUAGACUGGUUGAUAUUUUGUUUAUGGUGGCAAAAAUUCCAGUGCUACUUUUAGUUGUA
Molecule: messenger RNA, 1725 nt
Organism: Papaver somniferum (opium poppy)
Lineage: Eukaryota; Viridiplantae; Streptophyta; Magnoliopsida; Ranunculales; Papaveraceae
Product: la-related protein 1C-like
Exons: 7
Coding region: 220-1419 (399 amino acids)
Biological process (GO): RNA processing
Cellular component (GO): nucleus; ribonucleoprotein complex
Molecular function (GO): RNA binding
Source: RefSeq, a predicted model, not a curated record